GCUUGCCCAGGCUUUAGAGAAGAACAUAACCCAACGCCCCCAAAAACACAACACAAAAUGUCUCUAGAACGUGCUGUUCGUGCCAAGAUUGCCGGCAAGCGCAAUCCCGAGAUGGACAAGGAGGCUCAGGAGUGGGUGGAGUCCAUCAUUGGUGAGAAGUUCCCCGCCGGCCAGGCCUACGAGGAUGUGCUCAAGGAUGGCCAGGUGCUGUGCAAGCUGAUCAACAUCCUGUCCCCCAAUGCCGUGCCCAAGGUCAACUCCUCCGGCGGCCAGUUCAAGUUCAUGGAGAACAUCAACAACUUCCAGAAGGCUCUCAAGGAGUACGGUGUGCCCGACAUCGAUGUCUUCCAGACAGUCGAUCUCUACGAGAAGAAGGACAUUGCCAAUGUCACCAACACCAUCUUCGCCCUGGGCCGUGCUACCUACAAGCACGACGACUUCAAGGGUCCCUUCCUGGGCCCCAAGCCAGCCGAUGAGUGCAAGCGCGACUUCACCGACGAGCAGCUGAAGGCCGGCCAGACCAUUGUCGGUCUCCAGGCUGGCUCCAACAAGGGUGCCACCCAGGCCGGCCAGAACCUUGGCGCUGGCCGCAAAAUUCUGCUCGGCAAGUAAGCGAUUACUUUGUGCGGACGGACGAUGGAUGAUCGACGUACGAUAGAUGCCCCCAUCUGUCUUUGGUUUUUCUACACGAUAUAUCCAUAUGUAUGCUAGUUUUAUAUAAACACACACCACACAAACACGAUAUAUA
Molecule: messenger RNA, 748 nt
Organism: Drosophila persimilis
Lineage: Eukaryota; Metazoa; Arthropoda; Insecta; Diptera; Drosophilidae
Gene: Mp20
Product: muscle-specific protein 20
Exons: 3
Coding region: 58-612 (184 amino acids)
Molecular function (GO): protein binding
Source: RefSeq, a predicted model, not a curated record